This is a messenger RNA of Ambispora leptoticha, 300 nucleotides long. NCBI's taxonomy places the organism in Eukaryota, Fungi, Glomeromycota, Glomeromycetes, Archaeosporales, Ambisporaceae. The record is from the annotation of a GenBank genome assembly.
AUGAAGUUUUUUGCAACAUUAGCUCUCUUGACGGCAGCUAUAUCGUUAACCGUUGAUGCAGCACCCACCUCAUCAUCCGUAGUCAAAGUUAACUUGAUGAAAAAUGAUCUACCCGAAUAUUUUACUUGGCUGCAAAAGUCAAGGAUCAAUAGAAAUCGUGCACUAUUGAAAUACUCAAACAAUAUUCGAACAGCCUAUAAUCACGGGUUAGUUGGUCAAGAAGCCAUCGUAAAAUUAGAAUCUGCUUCCGCCCCAGAAAUACCAAUAGUACCAGUGAUACCGGAAGCGAUAAUCCAUUAG